CUCUCUCUCCGCAGGCAGCCGCAGAGGCAGAGGCAGCUCCCAAACUGCUCCGUCAUUCGGUUCCAGCGCAAAGAAGAAGAAGAGAGAGAGAGAGAGAGAGAGAGAGAGAGAGAGAGAGAGGAUGAGUGGACACGAGGGUGACAAGGCCAAGGGCGCCGCCGGAGCCGAUUACGGCACGUUCCAGGGGCCGCCCAGCUACCCGCCACCACGCCCGCCGCCCGUCGGGUUCCCCCAGCCCGUCCCGCCGCCCGGCCUCUCCGGCCACCCGCCGGCCGAGCCCUACUCACGCCACCGCGGCGGCUACCAGGCUGUUCAAGCACAAGAUUAUGAAGCAGGUGUUCGUGGACAUAGUCACCACCGUCUUCCUUGCUGCGGCAUCGGUAUUGGUUGGUUCCUAUUCAUAAUCGGUUUCUUCCUUGGUGCCAUUCCCUGGUAUGUUGGAGCCUUUCUGCUGUGGUGUUCCAGAGUGGAUUACAGGGAGAAACCAGGCUAUGUGGCGUGCACAAUAGCUGCUGUCGUCGCUACAAUUGCUGUGAUUAUUGGGGCGACUGCAGGAGCACAUGUUUAUUGAUAUUAGUUUACAUUGUAUUGUCGUUGUACAUUUCAAGGGUACCCAAAGAUUUCAGAUGAUGUCAUCUGCUCUGUAAUGAGUCAUUGGUUGCAUUUGAAUUAUUGAUGUUUAACAAGGAGAACGGAGACCUUGUCCAUGAUCAUAAAUAAAUCAGACUGAGGUGACUUCGCCUUGCGAGUACUAGAACAA
Messenger RNA from Phragmites australis (common reed), 760 nucleotides. Its product is annotated as large ribosomal subunit protein eL20z-like. The record is from RefSeq and is a predicted model, not a curated record. The coding region runs from base 122 to 571 and encodes 149 amino acids. The transcript has 4 exons. NCBI's taxonomy places the organism in Eukaryota, Viridiplantae, Streptophyta, Magnoliopsida, Poales, Poaceae.